GGUGCCGAUGCUUAGCGGUUCUUCGGCUCGCUGCAACUUUAGCGUCGUUUCGCGAUGUCGAGAGGUACCACAGACCGGGUGAUUUUCGGGACGGUGGUUAUGAUUUUGUGGAUGGUGUCGGCCGUAGAGGCAGACUGUAAGUACGAAGAGGAAAUACAUGGAGAAGGUACCGAGGUACCCACAGCGGAACCUUGCUUGAACUGCACCUGCAGUAGGGGAGUACUCCUCUGCUACCUCAGAGUAUGCACGAAGCUACCAAACCCACCGCCUGCUGGAUGUAUCCUCCUCCACAGGUACCACACAUGUUGCCCAGAAUUGAUCUGCUCAGACAUAUCCGGCGGGAACAGUCUGGAAGGUAGAUCAGACCCAGAAGACGAGCUAGACAUUCCAGUUGAUAGGACAGUGCUGGAUAACGCUUGCGUUUCGAAUGGUAGCAUCUACGGUCCAGGUUCAGCAAUGGAUUCCUCCUCUAACUGCGAGUACUGCUAUUGCCUCGGAGGUAAAGAGAUCUGCAUUAAACCGAAAUGUCUCAACCCCAUCGAUGGCUGCACCCCGAAUUUUGAUCCUUCCUAUUGCUGCCCUAUACACUACAACUGCAGCAAUUCGAGCAUUCUACCACCUACUACCAUGAGUACUACCACCGAAGUAUCGCAGCAAGAAAAAGGUGGAUGCUUGGUUGAUGGAAUUUAUCAAAAAGAAGGGGGUAAAGUCCUUGGAGUUGGUCACUCAGCGUGUGACAACUGCUACUGCUUGAAAGGCCUAGUGAGGUGUGAACCUCUGUCUUGUGCACCACCGUUGCUGGGCUGCUCACCAGUUAUAAAACCAGGGGAAUGCUGCGCAGCAAGCUACAACUGCAGUGGUACCAUCGAGAUUCAAGCGGAACCUUUCUACGGCCACCAACCGGUGAUAAGCAAAGUGUACUCCAAAUUGCAUAAGCAGGCUCACCUGAAGCUGCCUGCGUAUGCUGAAGCUAUCGUUACAGUAUCUCCUCAGUACGUUUCAUCGGAGACUGCCCACUCUAGGCAGAGGAGUCCAGGUACCUUCGGUACCACGAGGCAGUUCAGUGGUAUCAACUUCGAUUCAGGCACCACUAAGCCCUAUUACCAGGACGAUGAGAAACAUAGCAGGACAUCUACUAUGGUUCCUCUGGUGACGAAAAACAUUCAAUCUGCCACUACAAAUUACCAAUUCCAAAACGCUGUUUACAGGAGAAUUCAAUCUACGACGAAGAAGCCCAAGCUUCCAGUUGGUAAUCUGUCACUGAGAGCCAAUUACAAAGUCGGAUAUGAAGCUACACACUCUGGAGAAUCUAUGCCUGAUAAUCUCUUCAGCCUGUUCGAGUCAUUCUUGAAUGAUAAGGCCCAGGAUAAUGCUACAACGACUAUGUUAGCAACAACUUUAACUGAUAAUACGAGUGAAGCAGUAACUAUGGUUAGUAUUCCUGAAGAUAUCUCAACUAUAGUUCCAACAAGUGUUUCACAAGAAUCAACCGAAACAAAUAACCCUACUACGACUGAACAAAUUUUAUCAACCAUCAAAGAUAUAUCUCCCAAUGUGAUCACAGUACGAACAGUAUUGAAAUCCACUGAUUGUAGCCAAAACAAGCAAGUAGACUCUUUCAUAAAGGAUAACUCAACAGAUUUCACUACUCCAAUAGCAGUGGACGCGUAUGACGUGAACGACUUGAUAGAAAUAACUGGCUAUAAUGAUAUAACAAGCACAGAGGUGAACUCUUCUGAAACCACUACCGAAGAUGAUGAUGCUGAAACCUUGAUAGCUAGUGCUACGCUAAGGAAUAUACCCGAGUUGAAUUCUCAAAUAGCUGCCAUCUUGAAUACAAGCAAGCAGAAGAGUAGUAGUGACGAGGAGGAUAUUGACUAUGGGGAAUCUUCGUUGCCUCCAUCUUUACCAAACCUGAGGAUCAUUUAUUUCUAUCCGGAAGAUGCUGUAGAUUCGAAGAAAGGCACCACUAAGGAAAAUGCUGGGUUUGCUCAAGAUAGAAGGCAAGAUGGCAACACCAAUUUCAUUUACAAUAACCAUUUUUCUCCUCCGGAAAAAACUGAAGGUGGGUUCAUUCCUAGAGAACCUCCAAUUUUGGAAAAUUACUACGAAAAUGCUGUUACACCUAUUUCAAUAGAUCAGGAAGCCAAACCUAAUGCAAACUGUGUCAGUUAUGAUGGGAACCUAAUUUUACAUGGCCAGUCAGUGCAAUCAGAUUCACCCUGUGUAACUUGCACUUGUUUCUAUGGAAAUAUAGCAUGCCAGAAACCGAGUUGUCCAAUUCCAAGAUCAGGAUGCAGACAAUCUACCGUCCAAGAUCUAACUUUGUGUUGUCCCAGAUAUAUUUGUGAUGAUGAAGCUCCCACUGUAGUGCUGGAUCACAUUGAAAGAAUUCAACACACACAAGAAGCAGUCACUGUAGCUGAAAAAUUGGCAACCCCCGACCCUUUCAGGGAUGUAAUUCGAACAGAACCAGCUCCGAAUUUACAAUCUCUGAUCAUAGAUAUGGCGCCACACAUUUACCGAAAAACCACACAACAAUACCCGACCACGAUUCACUCAAAUAACCCUGACAACACUACCCCACAAGUUGCAGAUGAGGCACUGUCUUUCGACAAGGUUUUUCAGUUUAUAUUUCCCGAGGAAAAUCGGGAAAACGCUAUCCCAACAACCACGAAUUUUCAAACCAUGAAUGCCGGUAAAACAGAUGACCGAACGAUGAUAACCAGUCCACAGCCACCUAUCGAGAGCUCCACGAAUUACGAGGAGCACAGCAGAUUUAGCGAGGACGCGAACCAUUCGAACGGCGUGGAUUCUAGCACAGGGCCGUCUCUGCCCAUCAACCUGGCGGGCUGCAAUAUUUACGGCAGGAUGUAUAGGGUGGGGAAAUUGAUAUCGGAAUUGUCGGGACCGUGUUUGGAGUGCAAGUGUACAGACGUUGGAGUGCAGUGCAAAGCGCUGAAGUGUUGACGAUGUGAGAUUGUCGCCUGUCGGGUACACACAGAUCUCAGUAGUACUUUUUGUUUUAAGCCAAAUUCAACUGUUAGUUUCACUCACAGAUCUCACUGUUACGAAGAGAGUAGUACUCGAAGAGAGUUUUGAAAUCAAAUCGAUAAAAAUGAAUGAAUCGUAGGUGGGCAGCUUUUUUGAAUCUUAUGAACAACAUGUAACAAAAAAAUUAUGUCUGUAGGUGAAUC
Molecule: messenger RNA, 3197 nt
Organism: Phaedon cochleariae (mustard beetle)
Lineage: Eukaryota; Metazoa; Arthropoda; Insecta; Coleoptera; Chrysomelidae
Source: the annotation of a GenBank genome assembly